Messenger RNA from Alligator mississippiensis (American alligator), 8136 nucleotides. RefSeq names its product coiled-coil serine rich protein 1 (gene CCSER1). The record is from RefSeq and is a predicted model, not a curated record. Bases 301 to 2955 code for a protein of 884 amino acids. Lineage: Eukaryota; Metazoa; Chordata; Crocodylia; Alligatoridae. The transcript is spliced from 10 exons.
GCCGCCCCCAGCCCUCCUCUCUCCGGCAAACAGCCGGCUGCAUACACAGGGCAACAUGACUGCCUGGGAAGAGGCGGCUCUGGCGGAGGAGCUGUGCUGGCUCCAGGAGGAUUAUUAGCCCCGGAUCAAGGGGGCGUGCGGGGAAGGCAGCCGGCCCAACCCGCAGAGGCGGCGGAGGGGGGCAAGGAAGAGGCCCCCCCACAUCCAAAACAGAAAGCGAGCACUGAGCGCGCUGGAGGAGCCCGCCGAGCCGCAGUCCAGCCAGAUUGGUGUACUGGCUACCUAGAACCCCAAGUCCUGAUGGGGGAUUCAGGAUCAAGACGGUCAACUAUUGUGUCUCGAUUGCCAAUAUUCAGGAGGAGUAUUAACCGAAGACACGAUUCCCUUCCUUCCUCGCCUUCCUCUGUCAAUACAGUUGGUGUCCACAGUUCCUCUCCUUCUAGCACAAAUUCAAGCUCGGGGAGUACAGGCAAGCGUAGGAGCAUAUUCCGUACUCCUUCCAUUAGCUUCCAUCACAAGAAAGGGAGUGAACAGAAGUCUGAAUCUGCAAACCAGAAUAUAAGUAUUUCAAAUGGCGCCCAGUCUGCUCACAACAGUUUGCAGAAACUCAGCUUGGAGGAUCACGUUAAAAGCAGAGGGAGACAUUCAGUUGGUUUUGGCAGCUCGCUCAGCAAGAAAAUAACAAGGUCUUUGACAGAGGACUUUGAAAAGGAGAAGGAGCAGUCAGCUAAUAAGAAUGUCUUCAUAAAUUGCUUAAGUUCUGGUAAGAAUGAGAGUGAUGACUCUGGCUUUACAGAGGAGCGAAGCAGAUGCUCCACUAAACAGCCCACACGAAAACUUCUCCCUAAGUCUUUUUCAUCGCACUACAAGUUUUCAAAGCCAGUUCCCCAGAGCCAGUCAGUAUCCUGUGUGCAACAGUCUGGAUGCUUAUUAGAGAUUAAACCAUAUGUUGAAUGUGAGCCUGCCACAGUAAGGUCCUCUCCUUCAUGCUCUGCUGAGAUAACAGAAUGCACAGGAAGUUCUUUGCAAUCCCCACUACUUUCCGCUGAUCCCACCACAGUCCACACUCCUUCGGAGUUUUUAGCCUUGACAGAGGAUUCUGUUUCAGAAGUUGAUGCACCAACUAAUAAUGGAAACACAGGACUGCUCCCAGAGAACUUUGGCCACCAUGUUUCUACCUCUCGGAUGUUCCUCAACACAGCUACAGCUCACAUGAGGGAAAAUGAGCACAUAGAAAGUACUUCCCAGCUUGUUAUAGCUCCUGUGAGAUGCACAACCUUAUGCAAUACUGAAUCAAAUAUCUUACCCCAGACCUCUGCUGCUAAUCAAAUACAAGUAUUAUUACCAGCCACUGAACUACCUGUUAAGGAUGCUGGGCAUAUAGGAAAAAUUAACUCUGCAGAUGCACAGUUAGAAACCUUAAUGUUAAAUUGUGCAGAAAAAACAACUGAAACCUCCCCAAAAGCACAUGAAUUAAGUGGUGGCCACCACGACCUAACAGGACCUGAGCACAUUAAAGAAAUGGUUCCUGUAACGGCAUCUAAGAUUCUCCCGUCAUCUUCUGAAACUCAGUUCUUUAAAGAACAACAGGAAUAUGAGGUUAAUCACUCUAAAGUUGAUCUUUCCAGUAGCUUCAGUCCAUACCGAGAAGGCAGAUUCAUAGAAAAACGCCUGAGGUCCUCUUCAGAAGGAACUGCUGGAAGUAGCAGGUUGAUAGUGAAACCAAAGGAGGGAAACACAGAGGGACAUAAUAGUCUACGAAAGCAGAGAACAAGUUCCUCUUCUUCAAAAAUGAACAGCAUGGAUGUUUUGAAUAACCUGGGUUCCUGUGAGUUGGAUGAAGAUGACCUCAUGCUCGACUUGGAAUUCCUAGAAGAGCAGAAUCACCAUCAUUCUGUUUGUCGGGAAGAUUCAUGCCAGUCCAUAGUCUCCUGUGCUGCUGUAGUGCUUGCUCCUGUAGAAUCACCUGUGGAAGCAAAGAAAAAGGAACAUCCAAGAAUGCGUGAUGUGGCCAAACAGAAUCUGUCUUUGAAGUUGUCAAAGGACAUGGAACUAGGAGAAGCUAAGUGCCCUCUUAUUACCCAGGCAGCCAGCAAUCCAUCAGUGGAGUGGCCUUUUGCAGGUCUGGAAGAAGGUGGAGGCAUGGAAUCAUUGCCUUUUAGACUAAUGAUGCAGGACUGCACAGCUGUCAAGACAUUACUGCUGAAAAUGAAGAGGGUUCUUCAAGAGAGUGCAGAUAUGAGUCCUGCUAGUAGUACAACUUCACUUCCUGUUAGCCCACUUACUGAAGAGCCAUUGCCCUUCAAGGAUAUAAUGAAAGAUGAAUGCUCAGUGCUGAAGCUGCAGUUGAAGGAGAGGGAUGAACUCAUUUCCCAGCUACGCGAGGAGCUGGAAAAAGCCCAACAUUUACAGAAGGUUCUUAUUUCCCAAGCAGAUAAAUCCACACAGACUGAACUUGUAGGCCAUGAUGCUACUUAUCUAAACAGAAUUACGAUCCAAAAUCUCAACACAAGGGACAGAAAGUCAGCACAUACUCCCACCGAGGACCCUUUUAGAUAUUCAUCGGGCAACCAAGCAACUGCCUACGAGACCAAAAGCUGUCAGCUGUCAAAUCUGUGUCAGAGCAACCUCCUGAAAGAUAAAGAAAUAGUGGAAGUCGUCAAGCACACAAGAGGCACAUAUGAAACUCUCACUUCUAAUGUCACCCAUAAUCUUUUGGCCAACACUGCGCAAAAUACAGUAAAGCCAGCACCCAAGGCAGAAAACUUCCCUGUAUUUUCAGGGGCUCCAAAGGAUCAGACUGCUAUACCGCGGCAGCAUUCCACAUUCACAGGAAGACUUGGACAGCCUCCAAGGGGACCAAUUUCCUUACACAUGUACAGCAGGAAAAAUGUUUUCCUUCAUCAUAAUAUACAUACUGCAGAGCUGCAGACUUUAGGUCAACAAGAUGGAUAACAAGAUUCUCCUAUUCGUCUCAUGGAAGGAGUGCUCAUCUAGAGCCUUAAGUUCUCAUCUGCUGCUAGCUUUACAUUUAAAAUUUUUUUUUAUGGGGUUCAUAUUUUCCCUUGUUGUGCGGGGGGAGGGGAAGGGUGGACUAGCAUGUUAACUUAAAUAACUAGAUUGAAUUGUCUUGGAGAAGUCACUAUUUGUAUAAUAUAUGGGACCAUCUGGCUGGUGUCUCUAAUCCAAAUAGGGUCAAUAAUUUAUGACCUUUUUGCCUCCGUAAACCAGUGACAAACUGAAGUUCCAGAGGGUGAUCUCAAAUAGCACAGUCUACAUUUAAUGGUGUUGCUGUAAAAGUAGAUGUGGGGAUUGAGUAGAAAAAUAAUUAGUAAACACUCCUGAAUUUCAUAGAGACUAGGGAAAUAGAAGUCUUUGAGACCCUCUCUUGAUAGCUUUCUUUGUUUUACUUUAAACAAGACAUGUUCAUACAUUUUAAACUAGAGAUGUUGUGACGUCUUCCCCUACUGUGUGAAUUUUGUGAAUGCUUCAUUACACCAGUAGAGGAAGAUUGCUUUUGUUUUUUGUUGUUGUUGUUGUUGGGGUUUUUUUGGUUUUUCACCCUAAUGUUCAGGCCACACAGGUUCACCAAGGAUUUCAGAAUGAGUAAUAUGGAUCCAAACUGAGGGUGAUAGCUUCAAUCUUCCAAAAACAUUGUUUUCACUAUUAUUAUUGUAUUACAACACAUCACAUUGUGGUGAUAUUUGUUGUGCUUUCAUAGAUGAUACAUCACUCAUGGCACAAUAUGACAUUCUGUGCCUGUCUUAGAAUGAACUGCUGGGUUCAGAAGAUUCUCCGUGCUUGAACAAAGGACGUACUCAUGUUUGUUCUCAACCUUGAAAAGCUUUAUUUAAGGAUACUCGCAGAGGCAGGUGAUAGGACAGAGCAAAGAGGAUGGUCACUUCAUAUCAGCUCUAGGUGGCAGCCACCACCCCGCAUAGUUCCUCUGGCCCCAGAGUGUCCUGAUCCCGGGAAUACGAUACCUGCGCUGGGUCUCCACGCAAGUCAGAACUUUUGCCAGAGCUGAGGAACCCCUCGUAACUUAAAAAUGUACAGCUUAUAUAGUCUGGAGUAAAUAAUGUUAUCUCGAGCUAGGGAUUUGGUUAUCUCAAGCUAGGAAUCUGGGGAUGAGUCGUGAUCCAACACACCUGGUGUUUACCACAUUCCGCUGUAUUACAACAUUCUACUAUCUAGGUUCAUGGUUCGGUCACGCUCACAGAGCAGGAGGCUACAUGCCAUUUCGCCAGCCUACUAUUGAAUCAGCGUGCAAAACUCUUGCUAUUAGCAUUAGCAAAGCUUUUACUAUUACAGUGCCAUUUGAUGCAACUUGUAAUGGCAUCCUGUGCCAUCUGAUGCAUCAUGUAAUGUCAUGCCACACCCCACUGUAUGAAGCUGUAAAUGGAUGAAAAGCUAAAACAAAUUGCGUUCUUUUAUCAUUCAAGCCACAUUUCUUUUGUAAAUUAGCAUUUCUCCAAGACUAUAGCUAUACUUGAUCUGGAGUAGAUUAACACAGCAUGCUUGAUAGUCUAUUGUCAUGGUACAUACCUGAUGAGACCCAUCUAUUAGUUGAUAUACAGCAUGCUCGUCUCACAGGAACUUGGUAUCAUCUGACCAAACUUUAGAAGUCAGUGAAAUAAGACCCUAUUGGAUCUCUCCACAGGACUAGGAAUUGGGUAGCUCAACCAAGUUAUAGUAAACAUGUGGCAUAUACUAGGCUUGACUCUUAACUUAAAACCUCUGUAAUGGCAGGCAAUCUUUUUGACUAAUAAUUGGCAUAUAAUCAGAAGUUCACAAAUAACUGGAAUCUUCUGCACUUCAGUGAAUAUGAAGCAGACAUAGGCAAGGUCACUUCUCUGCGUGUGACAAAUAAGGAAAGUGCACAUCAGAUUCUCACACAAAGGUUUGAGCAGCUAACACAACUUAUUUGCAGUACCACCCAACAUAUUUUGAAACUCCCAUACUUGUUACACAGUGACCUAAUUUUUAAAGGUAGUUCACAAAAUGCAUGCAAAAAAUAUUUAGUAGUGUAUACAUUUUCCAAGCAGAACAAAUGGCCUUUGCCUAGCAGUCUAACUUUCAGCUUGACUACUUGGGUUAGGAAAACAUAUAUAUUAAAAGCCUCGGAAAUAGUGCUGCAAAGCCAUGUUAGUAAACUUGAUCUGCUAGGCUUCUGUUUACAGAAGACUUUAAUUUGGUUAGGGUUAGUUUAGGACAUCAUCUGCUGCUGAAGACACUAAGUUUUAUCUGAAUAUGAUAUAGUGGUAAUUUGGGGUUUUCGAGCCAAACAUAUCAGAAUCAAGACAAACAUUUGCCAAACCCCUUCACUUCUUAUCUAGUUUGGCGGGGGGGGGGGGGAAGAGAGGGUUAUUACUGCCAAAAUAGAACAACGCAAAACUGCAAAUACAGCUUCUCUGAAUUAACUAUAGGUGUUCCUAAUGCUUCAAAACUCCUAGUUUAGUUUAUAGUCUACAAACUUAAAAAAAAAAAAUAGUAACAUAAUAUCACUGUUCAAAUUCAUGUUUUCCUCUGAACAGUUUUUUAUAGUUAUGGUAAACUGAAAAGGACAGCUGAUGAUUAUUAAUCACAUAUUUUACCCUGGCUUAUCUCAAGAGUUCAUGUGUGCAACUAUAUUUCAGACCUGUAAAUAAAUUAGCAUAAUAUUGUAAUCAAGGGCUUUUUUUCCAGGAUACAAAUGUACUAUAAUACAUAGAACUCUUACAUUUUACUUAUGUACUAUAUCUAUAGUUGAUUUUUUCCUGGAAAAAAUGGAAUUUUGGAUGACACUUUAUAAAAAAAAAAAAAAAAUCUGUCUACAAAAAUGUUUACAAUGCUACUAUUUUCUUGGAAAAUCUUUUUUUAAAGUGGGAAAAAACCCAAACAAAAACAAACAAACAAAAAAAAACGUGAAGAAAACAGAUCAAUUAAAGUGAGGGAUAUUUUUUAAAAAAAUGUAAUCUUAAAGCUGUUUUGUAUCAGUGUUUUCAGCAUUGUUAUAAUAUUAUUUGUAAUACUAUGUGUAAAUCUGGCCCAGAGAAGGACAACAGCCACAUGUUAAUGUACAGUACAGCAGUAACUGUAAAACAGGGUUCCUUUGUGUGAGCCUCUUGUGUAUAUAGUAACUCAUAAAGCAACAGCAUGUGGACAUUCUUUCAGUGAAUUGAUUCCUUUGUACUAAAAUCUCUAGUUUUCUAAGACUGUUCCAUGUAAAAAUGAUUUAUACAUUUCUCCAAGGCUGUACAUAUCCAAAGACAUGACACCGGGGGGGAAAGGACUUAUUAUUUUUACCACAGAUGUAUCUUCUUUUUUUUUUUUCUUUUCUGUAUAUAUCUGUACAACAAAACGUAACUCUUGUAAAGUUUCUACUGUGAAUUGUUUCUUGUGAGUUCCAGAUUUGUUGAUGUUUUAAAGGACAUUUUAAGGAGAAGGAAAUCCCCAAAGAAAAGCUGUUUCCAUUUGAAUCAAUGUCCCAUUUAAAAAAAAAUCAUUUGGCACAGGAAGCAUUGUUUCCAUGCCCUAAAUAUUUUUAUAAUUUAAUGAAGCCACAUUGGAAAAAAAACCCUAUUUAAUCUCUGUAAUCAUUGUUAUUCACCUAAUUAGAUUGUGUGCUUCCACAAGUGUUUCAAGAGGUUAUAUUAUACUAUAUAAUGACACAAGGACCCCACGCACGUAGGGAGUGAAGUCUGCCCCUGUGUGGGAGUGCCAGCACAAUGUCUAUAUGCUAUUUUGUCCAGUUAUAGCUUCCAGAAUGAUGGUGGCCCUCACAGUACAUGGGUGAAUUUCAACCAGAGAACAUGAAGAAAUGAACAUGAGAACAGCACACUAAAGCAAUCCAAGGGCUAGAUUUCCAUGAGCAAUUAUUUUCAUUCAGGCCACACAGUACAAUGAAACUGUUUGAAAGACACUACUAGAACCAGCAAGUCUACCUUUUCCUUUAUUUAUGUUGAGUUUAUAUUAAGGCGUGGCUGUGAGGGUAUGGCUGCCUAUAUGCUACAUGCAGUCAUCCCACCAAUGCAGCCAUGCACACUGGAGCCAUGCACAUGGAACCAAUUGAUUUAUUGAACUUCUUUCCCAGAUCCCAUCCAGAUUCAAGUUAACUCACAGUCCCCCAACAUGUCAGGAUGCUUUGUACCUCCCCAACAGCUUGCCUCACAGGGUAUGUGGGCUAACCUUGGCCCAAGCUAUCUGUUUCAGCUUAGUAGGGAAGUGUGUUCUAGCUCCCCCCAGCUUCUGGACUGAGCCACUGCAGGCUGUGACUGCAUUUCCAGAAUCAAAAGUGAAUGCAAAGCGUUUGGAAUUACUAUGAAUUCUGAGCACUCCAUUGCUGAAACAAGACAAUGUCACCAGCUUUGCUGUAUCUAGGGUGAUCCACAUUUGUGUAGGAAGACAAAGUUUUCCUCUCUGUUAAGUUUAAUUUAAUUCCUUGACUUGUUAUCCUGUCACAUCAGUAUUAGGAUCACGUAAAGGGCUUUCCUAACCUACCUUUUUCCCUGGAAAACUAAAAAAGAGAAUGCUUGAGAUUUCCAAGUUUAUUUCCAGACCAGAGAGGUUCAAAUGAAAUUUGGAUAAGCUUUGUGUAAGUUGUGAAUGUUUGGAUCCUUACCCAAAACAUUCAUGUUCCUCUGUAUGUUAUGCUGGUGGUCAUGUCAUUGGCAUAUAAAAAAAGAAGGAUGCCUAAGCAAUAAAUUUUUCUUUCUCUUUUUCCUUCCCUGGAAAUAUUGACUCCUGGCUACUAUAAUUUCAUAUGAUAUAAAUUUAUAUAGUGUAAUCUGUAACUUUUUGGAUAUGGGCUUCAGUUUAAUUUAAACAUUCUCUUAUAUGACAUAUUUGUUGUGCCAUAACCUCAGCUGGUUAAAGUGGUGUAGUAUUGUUGGCUUUGGUGGCAGUAUGUUGAUUUAUACCAGCUGAGGAUCAAAACUGUGGUCUUUAAUUUAUAUAAGGGCUGUCCAGAUGCCAUAAUCCUUCUUGGGAUGGUCAGGAUAUUCAGGACACUCAUGUUCAGAAGCACAGAAAGAAUUUUAAUCUGUCCUAGAUAAAUGCAAGUCUGUAGUUUUUAUGAACCACGUGUCAAGACCCCAGAAUAAAAUAUCUAGGAAACCUGUUUAGUCCUUAAAUAAAAACAAUUGAUUUUCCAGUAAA